This is a messenger RNA of Aegilops tauschii subsp. strangulata, 3212 nucleotides long. RefSeq lists its product as uncharacterized. NCBI's taxonomy places the organism in Eukaryota, Viridiplantae, Streptophyta, Magnoliopsida, Poales, Poaceae. The record is from RefSeq and is a predicted model, not a curated record.
UCUAAAAAGUUAUGUUCUAAAGCAAGUAGGCAACAACUUAGGUAAUGUAAUUAAGCCAUCAAGCGUGACAUGUAAAAUAAUCAUAUUGUACCAAUAGUUAUAUAACCCUUUCCCCUUUUACAGCUUCAUGUAUGAAUAAUUCCGUUCUAAUGUGUAGAAUUGUGGUUUCCUAAGCAGUGUUUUGUGUGCAGUUUGCUAAAGGGUCUGUCUAGGACACAUCUAGAUGUGACAUAGUUAUGUCACAUCUAAGCUGAUGUCCACUCUGUUUGUGGUCUAUUUUUUUUAUUUUUUUCUAUUUCUUGUUGUUGCAUUAUACAUUGUGGGAGCUUAGAUGUGACAUCCUUAAAUAACAUCUAGAUGUGAAUUAGACAAACUGUUUGCUUAAUGGUUGUUUGUGAGUUUCUAUAUUCCUAUUUUUUGGAUGCUUUGCUUUUUUUAAAAUCAGUCGGUGACUUUGUUUUUUUGCGGGGGGAAUUCAGUCGGUGACUAUCCAACAUGGAUGAAAAGGUUAUAUGGAUACUCACAAGUUCAGUAAUAAAAACCCAUCGGCACAACAAAGCGCGCAUUUCCUUCUAGCUAGUGCUUCAUCUAUCUAUGAGAAUUUGCGCGUAGUGGUCUGGUUUGGUUUGUUGAACCCCGGAUGGCCUUUGUAGCCCUUUGAACAUUUUGAUUAGUUAACACGGUGAGCUGAUCUUCUAAAAGAAAAAAAGCCAGAGCCGUGUUGUCCAAGUUGUUCUAGAAGAACAGAAUCAGAAGAGAAAGAGGGGAACAAACUUCUCUCUUUCCCAAGUGCGUUGUCCUUCGUUGCCCUUGUCAGUGCGCCAAAGCACAAGCAUCUCCCUCAAACCCAUGUCGCCAAGGAACGCAUACGUGCAUCCCAAGCAUCGGACCCUACGUCCAAACCUAAAUUACCUGUCAUGUCCGGCGUCCGUGCACACGCGCGCACUUAGGAUUUGACGUACAGAGCGCCGCGACGUUUAUUGGAUCGACACGAAACCAGCUUCCCACUGCAGAUGAUGCACACACGCCACGAGCUAGGACAUGGACCUCGACCUCGCCCUGCAAGAGACCCGCCCGGCCGUCGCCGGCGAGGACUUCGCCUUCUCCACCACCGAGACCGACGACGCCUUCCUCGUCCUCGCCCACCUCCCAGGGUAUGACAAGGAUGCGAUCGAGGUCCGCGUCGGCGACGGCGGCAGGGAGAUCCGCGUCGACGUGGGCGCGCGGAAGGACGGUGCCGGGCUCGCUGUGGAGGCGGCGCGCGCCGGGACGCGGCUGCGGGUGGCGCACCGGCGGGCGGUGGAGGGUUUCUGCCGUGUGUUCGACGUGCCGGACGGCGCCGACGUGGGCCGGGUCACCGUCGGGUUCGAGGAGGACGACGAGCUGCUCGUCAUCAUCAUGCCCAAGCUGCGGCCGCUGCAGGCCUCCCCGCCGGACGACGAGGCGCGCGUCGACGUCGAGAGCACGGACUACGAGUGCGCGUCGUCGGACGGGACGGAGGUGGAGCUCGACGACGGGUGGUCGUCGGCUAGCCUCGAGCUGGAGCAGGAGGAGUGGGUCGACGUCGACGGCGCUUCGUCGGGGUCCGAGCCUGAGCCGCCGCCUCGACACGUGCCGGUGGAGACGCCCGUGGAGAUACAGGAGGACGUGCCGGUGGAGACGCUCGUGGAGAUUCAUGGGCCGGAUCCCAUAAUCACGGACGUGGCGGUGGAGACGCCCGUGGAGGUCGAGGAGGAGGAGGACCCUCCGAUGCAGGACAUCGAGUGUGACGUCGUGUUCGACGUCCCGGUGUACAGUGAGCUGCCGGUGGAGACGCCGAUCGAAGUGCUCGGGUCCGACCCAUCGGCUGACGAUGUGGCAGAGCCGGCGGUCGACAUCCCGUGCGACGUCGAGUUCGAGCUGGAGCCCCGGCAACCGCCCGUCGAGACGCCACCCGACGUCAUCGAGGAGCCCAAGCCACCACCUAUCAUAGACCCACCGGUUGAAGAGCCACCGAUGGACCCACCACCGGUUGAGGAGCCACCGCCUGUCGAGGAGCCUCCGGCGCCGGUCGACCCGCCCAUGGAGGUGCCACCCGCCGAAGAGCCGUCGGUGGACCCACCACCAGUUGAGGAGCCACCACCCAUCGAGGAUCCUCCGGUGCCGGUCGACCCGCCCUUGGAACCGCCUCCCACGGAGGAACCGCCAGUGGACCCACUACCGGUUGAGGAGCCACCACCAGUCGAGGAUCCUCCGGCACCGGUUGACCCGCCCGUGGAACCGCCUCCCAUGGAGGAACCGCCAGUGGACCCACCACCGGUUGAGGAGCCACCACCCUUUGAGGAUCCUCCGGCACCGGUUGACCCGCCCAUGGAACCGCCUCCCAUGGAGGAACCGCUAGUGGACCCACCACCGAUUGAGGAGCCACCACCCGCCGAGGAUCCUCCAGCGCCGGUCGACCCGCCCGUGGAACCGCCACCCAUGGAGGAGCCGCCGGUGGAGCCACCACCGGUUGAGGAGCCACCACCUGCCGAGGAUCCUCCGACGCCGGUCCACCCGCCCGUGGAACCGCCACCCAUGGAGGAGCCGCCGAUGGACCCACCACCAGUUGAGGAGCCACCACCCGCCAAGGAUCCUCCGGCAGCGGUCGACCCGCCCGUGGAACCGCCGCCCAUGGAGGAGCCAUCCGUGGAGCCACCACCGGUUGAGGAGCUACCACCAGCGCAGGAGCCACAACCCGCGGCCCCAACACCAGUUCAGGAGCCACCUAGUGCACCAGCAGAGGCAAAGCCAUCUGAUGGUAGCGACCAAUCGGAUGGUAGCACUGAUGGUGAGGACAACGGCGAGGGGGGUGGCCGCAAGGGUAAGCGACGCAGUGGCGGGAAAGGACGACGGAGGCGCAGGCGGCGUGGUAGGUUCCCGUUCGGCAUGGUGGUUGCUCCUGCUGUGAUCUUGCUCGCUCUCGCAGUGCUCGCGGCCAAGAGACGGCGGCAACAGGGUGGGGGUUGAGAAUUGGUGUGGCUCGGCUCGUGCCACUGUGUAACACGCGUUGUAUACUUGUAUGUAUAGAAUUGAUUUUGUUUUGAUUUUUCUUGUCACGGAAUUCUUUUUUCCUUUUGCCAUGAGACAAGGAAAUUUGGGAGAGGAUUUGUAGUAGGGGGCUUCUAGUUGAACGGGGGCGGAGCCAAGAUUUAGGCAUGAGGGGGAUGAACAAGAAUAUUGAUUGCACGGAA